Messenger RNA from Vanessa atalanta (red admiral), 1159 nucleotides. Its product is annotated as odorant receptor 67c-like. The transcript is spliced from 7 exons. Lineage: Eukaryota; Metazoa; Arthropoda; Insecta; Lepidoptera; Nymphalidae. Bases 1 to 1104 code for a protein of 367 amino acids. Gene Ontology annotation, cellular component: plasma membrane. Gene Ontology annotation, molecular function: odorant binding; olfactory receptor activity. The record is from RefSeq and is a predicted model, not a curated record. Gene Ontology annotation, biological process: detection of chemical stimulus involved in sensory perception of smell; sensory perception of smell.
AUGACGUUUUUAUUAAAAUUGUUAUAUUAUUUUAAUCUUCUCUGGCUGUACACUGACGUGAUCGGAGAAUUCUGUUGGUUGAUUGAAGGCAUCAAAUUGGGUAAAAGUCUCGACGAAUUGUCAAUGAUCGCUCCUUGCAGCACGAUAUGUUUGCUGGCGACGGCGAAAUCACUACCGAUUAUAUUAAACAAAAACACAUUGGAUUCAACGGUUGAUAAGUUGCGGAACAUGCAUCCUAAUUCAUCAAAUAAAACGGAGAGUAAGGACGAAAGGUUUGAAAGGGAAGUCGUGAGAGAAUCGUUGAAAUUUCUGAAUUCCGUAAUCACUUUUAUGUACGUUUGCUGUGCGGUGGUCGUUGUUAUUUUCUCGACUCUACCACUCAUGUUGAUGUCAUAUGAUUACUAUUACAAAGGAGAAGCUGAUUUGAAGUUACCGUUUCUAAUUAAGUAUUUCUUUGACGCAUACGCCAAUACGAAAAUUUGGGGAUUUGUGUACAUCCAUCAGGUUUGGUCUACUACCAAUGUUUGUAUGAACAUAUUUGCGACAGAUACAUUUUUCUACGUAUUCUGUACGUACAUACGGAUGCAUUUCCGGAUACUCGGCUAUCAUUUCGAAAACGUCGUUUGCGCUUCACACGAUCAGACGAGACGGAAAAUGCGCAAAUGCAUACGGAGACAUCAGGAAUUGAUUGAAUUGGUAAAUCAACUCGAGACAUUGUAUUCAAAAUCGGCUCUAUUCAAUAUACUAAGUAGUUCGCUUUUAAUAUGCUUAAGUGGAUUCAAUAUAACGAUCGUAGCUAAGACGAGCGCUAUACUGGCGUUCAUACCGUUCCUCGUAGUCAGCCUGACGCAGAUUUCUCUCACAUGCUUCUACGGAGAUAUGCUAAUGGCUUCGAGUACUAAGAUGUGCGACGCGGUAUACAACUGUCGAUGGUACGACGCCUCUCCAGACAUCAAGAAAAGUGUAUUCCUCGUGCUAUUUAGAGCAAGCAAACCUUGCAAGGUGACUGCGGCUAAAUUCGCAGUGCUUAACUUGAGCGCUUUUACGACGAUUUUAAGCCGAUCGUGGUCAUAUUUCGCUCUGCUUAAGACAAUGUAUGAUUGAAUACUAUUACACCUUUAUUAUGUCUAUAUUGUUAAUCAUUGCACACACGCGUAUG